Molecule: messenger RNA, 2560 nt
Organism: Melanotaenia boesemani (Boeseman's rainbowfish)
Lineage: Eukaryota; Metazoa; Chordata; Actinopteri; Atheriniformes; Melanotaeniidae
Product: neuronal acetylcholine receptor subunit alpha-3-like
Exons: 7
Coding region: 163-1839 (558 amino acids)
Biological process (GO): signal transduction; nervous system process; monoatomic ion transmembrane transport
Cellular component (GO): postsynaptic membrane; synapse; neuron projection
Molecular function (GO): acetylcholine-gated monoatomic cation-selective channel activity; transmembrane signaling receptor activity
Source: RefSeq, a predicted model, not a curated record
CAUGUCGGCAGAGCGCACCAACCUCUCCACGCACGGGAGCGCAAAGGAAAAUAUCUUUAAUUCCAAGGCUUAAUAGACGUCUGCAGCAAGUUACUGGCGAUUAUCCGUUGUUCUACAUAACCAGUUUCUCAACAAAAAGCAUCGCCAGGCGCCGAUGUAUAGAUGAAUUUCUCCGGGAAAUUAUUAACUGUCCUCUUGAUGGUGCUCCUGGCAGCGCAAGGCUGUUUUUCAUCUAAGGCAGAGGACAGAUUAUUUCGAAGGUUAUUCCGAAGGUACAACCAGUUCAUCCGUCCAGUAGAGAAUGUGUCUGAUCCAGUCACGGUUGAGUUUGAGGUGUCUAUCUCACAGCUUGUUAAAGUGGAUGAGGUGAAUCAAAUUAUGGAAACCAACCUGUGGUUGAGACAUGUUUGGAAUGACUACAAAUUGAGAUGGACCCCAGUUGACUUUGAUGGAAUUGAGUUCAUACGAGUCCCAUCUAAUAAGAUCUGGAGGCCAGAUAUUGUGUUGUAUAACAAUGCUGUAGGUGAUUUUCUUGUGGAAGACAAGACCAAAGCUUUGCUGAAGUUUGAUGGCACGAUCACAUGGAUUCCUCCAGCUAUAUUCAAAUCCUCCUGCCCCAUGGACAUCACAUACUUUCCUUUUGACUACCAGAACUGCUCCAUGAAGUUUGGCUCUUGGACCUAUGACAAGGCCAAAAUCGACUUGGUUCUCAUUGGCUCAAAGGUGAACCUGAAAGACUUCUGGGAAAGUGGGGAGUGGGAAAUCAUUGAUGCACCAGGAUACAAGCAUGACAUCAAGUAUAACUGCUGUGAGGAAAUUUACCCUGAUAUCACCUACUCCUUCUACAUUCGCCGCCUACCCCUCUUCUACACCAUCAAUCUCAUAAUCCCAUGCCUCCUCAUCUCCUUUCUCACGGUUCUGGUUUUCUACCUCCCAUCAGACUGUGGGGAGAAGGUCACCCUGUGUAUCUCGGUCCUGCUUUCCCUCACUGUGUUCCUGCUGGUCAUCACAGAGACCAUUCCCUCUACAUCACUAGUGAUCCCCCUGAUUGGCGAGUACCUUCUCUUCACCAUGAUUUUUGUAACACUCAGUAUCGUCAUCACUGUCUUUGUGUUAAAUGUCCACUACCGCACUCCCAUGACUCACACAAUGCCGGAGUGGGUGAGAGCAGUCUUCCUUGGGGUGCUGCCCAGAGUGAUGCUGAUGAGGCGGCCUAUCGAUCAAAGCUGCUCCUCACCUGCCAGAAUUACAGGAGGAAGCAAUGGAGGUAGCAAGAAGAGAAAGAACAGCAUAGGAGGAGGAAGUAGCUCGGGAAGUGUAAGUGUUGGUGGUAUAACUGGAGGAGUAGCAUGCCCACCGCUGGAUAGCGGCUCAGGAGGAGGAGGAACAUCCUCAGCUGGCGGCUCUAUGAACUGUGUGGAGUAUGGUGAGAUAAACCGCGACUUAACCCGGGAUAUGAACAGGAGGUGCCCCUACAGAGGCAAAGAGGUACCAACUCCUGUUCCACCCCCAAUGGUGCCACCUCCGCCCCAGGCACCUCAAACCCAGAGGCCUCCAGAGUCAGAGCAGCCUAAAGUCCCAAGGCCCCUCAAUGCAUCAUCACCUGUCAAUGCUGUCGUCGCCUUUUCUGUGGUGUCACCAGAGAUCAAGCAGGCUAUCGAGAGUGUUAAAUACAUUGCAGAGAACAUGAGGACCCGCAACAAAGCCAAGGAGGUGGAGGAUGACUGGAAGUACGUUGCCAUGGUCAUCGACAGGAUUUUCCUGUGGGUUUUUGUGACUGUGUGUGUUCUAGGAACUCUAGGCCUCUUCCUUCAGCCACUCAUCAGCUUCUUCAAAUGAGACACUUGUCUUUGUCCUCGCUCUUUCUCUCUUCUGUCUGUCUCUGUACUUCACUUGAAUUACUUGGGGAAUGAUCCCCCUCGCAGCUGUGUCACAUCAAACAUCUGCUAUUCUCCUUAUGUUUUUCCCCUGUCCUCUCCCAUACUUCAGUCAGACAUCUUUUUACUGUCAUCGUCUGUCUCCUGUUCUGGCUGCGUUUUCAAUGUGUGUGUUUUACUAAAAAUGUAGAAGAACCUAUUAAAACAUAAAUCACUAAACAGAAAAACCUGAAUAACUUUGCAGUAGCACCUUGUUAUUGUAAGCCUGUGCAAUAAAGGCAUUAUAUUAUCGAGGAUUAUGGCACAACAUGUCUUUUUUUAAACUGGAAAUAAUUGAGAAUGACUUUACUACUUUCUGAAAGCAGGUAAUAAUCAUGUUUCCUUGUUGAAUAUUUGCAAAAAUGACUUUCUACCUUUGUAGAAAAAAAAAUGUUUGUUGUGCAUGGCUUCUGAGAAGGACACUGGCUAUGGCUGUACACCCGUAAUGAUGAUGUGUUUUAAGUAUAAUUAUGCACCACACAUGCAUUCAUGACAUUUGUGGAAACUUUGGAUGCAUAGAAGCACUUUCAAUUUCACAUUGUAGAUUAAACUUGUAAAAAGACUUGAAACAACAAAACUGCUUCCUCUCUUCUUAAAUGUCCCAGAGUUGUAGUUGUUUUGUCACAUUUGUGAUUUUCUGUUGU